Molecule: messenger RNA, 1050 nt
Organism: Jaminaea rosea
Lineage: Eukaryota; Fungi; Basidiomycota; Exobasidiomycetes; Microstromatales
Exons: 1
Coding region: 68-1006 (312 amino acids)
Biological process (GO): dolichol-linked oligosaccharide biosynthetic process
Cellular component (GO): extrinsic component of endoplasmic reticulum membrane; UDP-N-acetylglucosamine transferase complex
Molecular function (GO): hexosyltransferase activity
Source: RefSeq, a predicted model, not a curated record
CUCCACCUCGCACUCCUGGCUCACUUCCUGCUGCCUUCCAUCUUCCCAGUCAUCUGCCAAUUGCACGAUGACACUCCCCUCUCGUCCGCCACGCAUAUUCGUAACAGUAGGCUCGACCCAAUUCGUCGACCUCAUCUCGUACCUCCUCACCCAGCCCUUCCUCAACUCGCUGCCGGCAAAGACGAGCCUGACCAUCCAGUACGGCAAGAGCGAUUUGGCUGCAAUCCUGACGCGGGAGGACAACGCGCUCACUUCAUCGGCAUCGUCGACAGCGCAGGAUGACGCUAGCUCGUCAGUCGCAUCUUCAUCUGCCAUCCGACUGGAUGCUGGCAGCGAAAGGGUCCCUGAGCCGGGCCUGAGGGCUUCGAAGCAGCAUGGGCUUUCCUGGAAGGGCAGCCAGUUGACAGGGAUGGAUCCGGGGAAGACGGGCGCCAUUGAUGGGUGGCAGCUAGUUGGAGCCGACGAGGGGCAAAGCAGCGAGGAGAGCAGUCGAGAGAGCGAGGCAGACGACGAAGAAACAGCGGCGGAGGAUAGUCUAGCAGCGCCACCAUCCCCGAGACGGCCAGCUGGCGCUAGCUUCACCUCCCUACCCUCCUCUCUCAAGUUCCGCACCUCCGCUCCCCAAUCCAUCAGCAUAGAGCUCAUAGACUUCUUGCCCGACCUAUGCUCCCACCUCUCAUCAGCGGACAUUGUCAUCUCCCACGCCGGGUCGGGGACCAUCCUCGAGACGUUGCGCCUGCCGAUCCCACCACGCCUCAUCGUGGUGCCAAACACGACACUGAUGGACAAUCAUCAGGUAGAGUUGGCUGAUGCAAUUGCGAAAGGAGGGUGGGCGACGUGCGCCAGAGUAGAGCUGCCUGGUGUGGGCGGGGCAGGGAAGAAUGAGUCCUCGCUGCAGAGGGUGGUGAGGGAGGCUCUCACGCAAGCGGAGGAGCCGACGCCUUUCCCACCUGCCAAGCCAGAGCGCUUCAGAGGCUUGGUUGACGGAGCGAUGGGCUUCGCAUGAUCGUACGAGCAUCGAGCAAUGCCACAAAUACCCUAUUGGCUUGA